UGACUAUUGUCAUGUUCAACGUUUUGGUUGCUAGACGACAAUAAUGCACAUUACACCCGUACAGCGAAGAGAGACGCGAAGCGACGCAGAGCAAUAUUAUUAUGUUAUUAGUAUUGUUUACUCCGUAGCGUUUACACACCAUAUCGACGUAGGAGCUGCUGCUUUUCAUAACGGCGACAUCAGGAAACAGCUGCAUCUUGGGAGCUUCUUCUUAAGACCCCCUACCCAUGUCAAUGCUCUUUUAUGCUGUUUUAUAUUAGGAUUGACACGACUCUUUGACAUGAGAAAAAUAAGAUUUCCUGCUGCAUCAUAAUAACCUACUCGGACACUACAAGUCGUACCUCCACGAGAAAGUAUUAUGGUCCUAUUGUCUGUAAAAGGUGAUGAUAAAAUAAAAACAGGCCAUCGCAAAAGCUAUAAUGUCUGUAGUAGCUGGAGAACUUGUCACUGAAGAGGAGGUAGAGGAUCUGGCAGAGGACAGUCUUUGUAGCAGCUGUGUGUCCGACACUGAAAAGAAAUCAAGAAAAAAGAAAGUUUCAGGCAGACCACAUCCUUCUCCUAGGUCACCAUACCUGAAUAGUGCAAACUUGCAUCUGAAGAGAACUCCAGUAGCAUCAUGGAGGACAGUGAAAGGGACACAGCUCCAAAACUAUAAAACCUCUCCGGCUGGUACACCAAAGGAUGUCUGGCUACACUUACAGAAUGAUGGGAAUGGGACAUUGUCAAAGUCUCCAAAAGGUGCGGAUUACAGUGUCACGCAGACCAGCAUCUCAAUAACCAGCACCCCUGAAUACUUGAAGGAGGCCUUAGGAAUGAAAAAGCCAAAAUAUUCCUGCUCUGCAUCCAACGGUUAUGUUCCAGGGACCCCAGACUUCAAAGAUAAGGAGGAAAUGUAUGAUGAAAUAAUUGAUCUAAAAAAGACCGUCCAGUCCCAAAAGGCUGAAUCGGACAAGAUGAAAGCCAAGCUGCGGCGUCUUGAAGAAGAAAGCACUAAGAAAGACAGACAAAUCGAACAGCUGUUGGAUCCAGUGAAGGACCCAGAGUAUGCAAGGGGUUUAGUGGACAGAAAGACUGAUCUUAGAUCAAUCAUUAACGGACUGAAACAGAGGAUUCUACGAUUGGAGCAGCAGUGCAAAGAAAAAGAAAAUGCCUUAAGUCAGCUUCAGAGUGACCUCAAAACUACCAACAUGCAGGAAAUGAAGAUCACUGUGGAAACCUACUUUGAAGAGGUUCAAAGAUUGCAAGCACUUUUGGAGUCAACUGAAAGAAGUAAUAAGGCAGAGAGCAAAAACAUCAGGCGGCAGAAUAAGACCCUUAGUGCAACGGUUCUGAAACUCACAAACACUGUCCAACACCUGGAGAACGAGAACCAGGAGCUCAAAAAAGAAUUGACACUGGAAGAGAUGAACAUGAUGGACAGCCUUGCGUGCCGAGCCAAGGGUUAUAUGGAUUGGAGUAAACAGAGACUUGUGCGCCGAAUCCUGGAGCUCGAAAAGAGAGUUGAGCAGAUGAAGAAUCUUCAGAUCACUAAAGCAUCAGACUCACAGAAGAGCCCAGACAAUAAAAGCACUGAGUCAGAAUCGUCCAAUCAGAGUGAUUCUGUCAACACAGAGAUGGAGCCAUCUGUGAUUAAAGAGAAUGAUGUGCAUUUGAGGGAAGCAGUUAAGAAGCUUGGAGAAGAGAAAAAGGAACUACAGGAAAAACUAACCCAGAGAGACGAGGAGAUAAAGCAGUUGUCUGCUGAGAAGGAUAAGAGUCUGAAAGAGGUAGAAAACGUGCUGAAGGAACAAAUCAGAAAGCAUGAGGGACUGAUGCAAACACACAGGCAAGAGAUGGGUGCACUGACCAUAGAAAUCAACUGUUUGAAAGAGAAACUAGAGGAGGAAAGAAAACUCAGAUUACUACAAGAUUCAAGUCAGGUUCGGGACGGUUCUUUGUCAUUAACACUCACAGAACCAUUGUCGUCAUCAGCGGUCAUCCCGAUAGAGAAGAACAGAGCAGCUAAGAUCAUCCAGACGUACUGGCGCUCACACCAAAUACAGGAUCUAGUUCUUUUACAGUCCUGUCUCAGAGGGCAUCUAAUCAGGCAGAGGCAGGUAGAUGGACAGAGUCAAGCAGACCCAAAAACCAUCCCUGUUGCCAUGAGCCAAUCAGGAAUGAAUGCUCAGGCUGUACAGGAAGAGGAAGUGACUCUGCUGCAGUCUGUCUUUAGGGCUCAUCUCAAACGCAGCACUCGGACGAUGGACAGAGCAUCUGCAGUGACACAGUCUGCAUCUUCCAUACAUCAGAAGAAGCUGUAUCUCUCCACUCCUCCACUGCUGCCCAGAGGCUGCUCACAGGCCGUGUUUGCUAACAAAAUACAAACCUCAGGUGUAACUCAGAAUAAUAGUGAGGAGACUGCAGAGGAACUACAUCCUGCUAAUAAUGAUAAGAUGACAAGACAAGAGCUACAUGACAAGAGCUCAAUACCAGCAGUCCUGAAGAUCCACCAACAGCAACAAGCCAAUGAAAUUCCAAACACCGUCGAUUCAGACGACUCUGAUGACAUUAUUGUGUCUCCUUCAAAGCCGAUGAGAAAAAGAGAAAAAUGCUUAAGUCCGUCCAGUGCUAAUGACUUGAUUUAGCUUCUUUAUUUACUAUUAGGAGCUGUUUUUUCUUUCGUAACUUGGAUCACACACUAUUUCCUGAGCAACCUAAAAAGAAUUGAAGCAAAAAAAAAGGACCAUAUAUGGGCAAUAAUGACUGUACAGAGAAGAACAUGGAUCAUGGAUGAUGAACAUUCAAACAUGGUUUUGUCACACUUUACUAUUCUGUGAAGAUCAAUUUUUUUUACUUCUAGGAACUAAGCCUUCAAAUAAGGGACAGAUUACAGAAGAUGUGUCUUCUCAUUCCAAAAGUGCCUUUUGUUGAAUGAUCAUUUUUAAUGAGGAUCAGGGAUUUAAUAUUACAUAUUACAUAUACAUAUUACACUAAGCAGGAUAUCGCAUAAAACAUAUUUAAGCCAUUUAAGAGUGCAUUUAAGGUACACCUCUGAUUGAUAGAAAAGGUACUGCGAAUCUCCACAAAUGUGGGUGAUGUAUGCUGUAUAAGACAACUUUGUUCAGAUUGGAGAAAGAAAAAUGACAGUAAAUACUGUUUCACUUAAAUGUUGUCAAUGUGUUAAAUGUUAAUAUAGGUGUAUCUGUAUUGAACCAAUAAUAGCACUGAAAAUGUGAUGCUGUUUUCCAAUUUUAAUGUCUUGUUAAAACUGAUUUUGCUCGAAGAGCACAUUAUUUUUUGU
Messenger RNA from Sinocyclocheilus grahami, 3280 nucleotides. RefSeq names its product IQ motif containing E (gene iqce). The transcript is spliced from 22 exons. Bases 420 to 2624 code for a protein of 734 amino acids. The record is from RefSeq and is a predicted model, not a curated record. NCBI's taxonomy places the organism in Eukaryota, Metazoa, Chordata, Actinopteri, Cypriniformes, Cyprinidae.